Messenger RNA from Lagopus leucura (white-tailed ptarmigan), 4642 nucleotides. It is a transcript of the gene FYB1, whose product is annotated as FYN binding protein 1. Lineage: Eukaryota; Metazoa; Chordata; Aves; Galliformes; Phasianidae. Gene Ontology annotation, biological process: integrin-mediated signaling pathway; protein localization to plasma membrane; T cell receptor signaling pathway. The transcript is spliced from 19 exons. The record is from RefSeq and is a predicted model, not a curated record. Gene Ontology annotation, cellular component: plasma membrane. The coding region runs from base 123 to 2741 and encodes 872 amino acids. Gene Ontology annotation, molecular function: protein binding; lipid binding.
UAGGCUGCUAAUGUGACAGACUCCGUGGAUUCUCUCAUUGAGGGAGCUCGUUUUUCUGCUUGUAUCAAAAUAUUGGAGAGCUUUGGGAAGUCCAGGAUGGAAAGGCAGAUGUGAAGUCACUCAUGGCGAAGUUUAACGUGGGUAGCAGCCCUUCAGAGGAUGUUUCUGGUAACAUUCGACUCUCUAAAGUCACAGGACAACCAACCCAUUCAGGAUUACAAACAAGGAAAGCAGUAUUUGAGAAAUUUGCAAGUCAAGGAAAUGCAGCUUCUCCUUCAGGACCCAGUGUUUCUCAAAAACCUGCUCAUCCUAAGCCUCCUCUGGCAGUCAAGCCUUCAACCGAAGAUAAGACAGAGAAGGAUCCAAAGCCCCCAUAUUUGAAACCAAUUGGGCAAAGGUUUGGGGUUCACCUUCAGGCAACUAAUAGGGAAAGUGAUGGAAAAGCUGGAUACACUAAAACCCCUACUAAAAGCAGUGACUUGGCAAAAGAAGAACUGAAGUCUCUGUAUCCAAAACCUGCAGGGAACAAGCUUCUUAAUUCAGCUCCUCAAGAGAAGGAAAAAAGGCCUCUGGGAACAAAGCCAAAUUUUAAUUCUGAAGCACAAGAGAGUGAAGAAAAAGCAUCAUUUUCAAAAGUAGCUGGAGUUAAGGAAAAGUUCAUGUCUGCAACACAAGAAAAUGAUCCUAAGCCUUCUUUCUCCAAACCAGCUCUUGCACAGAAGCCUACUGUAAACCUUACAGUUUCCCACAACGAAGACACCUCAAGUAAAAAUGCUUUCCCACAUAAAGGUCUAGGAGGCCCUAGACCAAAUAUGCACUCAUUUAAAGCAACAAAGGAAAUGGAUGAAAAUAGUAAGUGCGCUGCAGAAACUGUAGGCAGUCAUUUUUCUAACAUGGCUCUGAAACCUACUGGCCACUGGCCCAGUGCAUCUCAAGGCACUCCCAAAAAUGCAGAGGAAAAGACUGAAGAAAAGGGAGUGAGUGCCUCCAGGAAUAUCUUUCUGAACAAAAUCAUCCAGGAAGAAUCUGGUUUAUCUCCUCCCAAGUUCCAUAAAACAAACACAGCGUUUGCUGCAGGAAAGUCGUUGGGUGAGUCAGAAGAGAAGGAUGACUGGGAUAGGAGCUCAGGAGCCCCGAAACGGAAGUCUUUGCCCCCGCUGUUCAAGCUGGGCCAGCCCCCACAGAAGCCCAGCCGACCACCCAGCGUGGACCUGGAAAGGUUCCAGAAGAGCAUCCCAAGAGACAGACCUAAGAAUGAAGGGUUUAAACAAAUGGCCCCUUCCCCAGCAGCAGCCUCCCCACCUGCACCACCUCCUCCACCAGCCUCUCACCCAUCCCUGCACACCCCUGCAGCUCCCAGCCUGCCGCCCAGAAAUGUCAAGCCCAGCUCUGAAACAAUAAAUCCAGACACUGAAGAAAAUUAUGAUGACGUUGAAUUUCUUUUACAGGGUAGGAUGGGUCCUGGAAAUAAAGAUGGGGACCAAGGAAGUGAUGGUGAGAUGUACGAGGACAUAAAUGACAUCAGAACAUCAAAGGAAAAAGAGAAGAAGUCGGAAAAGGAAGAAAAGAAAAGACUGGAUCAAGAAAAGAAAGAACAAAAGGAAAAAGAAAAGAAAGAGCAGGAAAUAAGGAAGAAGUUCAAAUUAACAGGACCCAUCCAAGUCCUUCAUCAGGCACGGGCUUGUGUUGACAGCAAGGGAGGAAAGAAUGAACUGACUGUCAAGCAGGGGGAUCAAAUUGAAAUCAUUCGUCUAACAGACAACCCAGAAGGAAAGUGGCUGGGCAGGAUAAAAGGAUGUUAUGGAUACAUUAAAACAACUGUAGUGGAAAUUGAUUAUGAUUCUUUAAAAACAAAGCAACAAGCUGUUGUGAAACAACCAGAGAUUGACCAAGAAGUAUAUGAUGAUGUUGGAGAGCAGGACAGUAUUAGCAGUCAGAAUGGUGGUCGAAAUGGAGCUGGAAAGAUGUUCCCACCUCCUCCUUCCGAUCAAGAAAUUUACGAUGGCGUUGAUGACACAGAUGCUGUUUCUAGGUCCGUAUCACAGGAUGAAGAUAAGAAUGAUAUCUGGUCCUGGGGAAUCUUGAAGAAACUAAAGGUCAAAGAUGUCAAAAAGAAAAGUGUACGAGAAAAAACAGCCAAAGUCAAUGGGGCAGAAGAUAAUGGAGAUUUGUUCAGGUCUCCUUCAACAAAGCAGUUUGGAAAAGAUUGUGGAGACAGUGAUGUUUAUGAUGAUGUAGAUUCCUCAGACUUCCCUCCUCCGCCGCCUGAAUUCAAUUUACCAAAAUCUAUGAGUCUUGGAAAAGGCAAAUCAGAUGAAAAGUAUCCACAAAAGCUUAAAAUGAUGGAAAGAGAAGAGAAAGAGUUCAGAAAAAAGUUCAAGUUUGAAGGUGAAAUCAAAGUUCUUUACUCAACGACCACUGUCCAGGAUUUGCCCCAGAAAAAGUGGGGAUCUAAAGACUUGCAGAUUAAACCAGGAGAGCUUCUUGAAGUUAUACAGAGUACAGAUGACACCAAGGUGCUGUGCAGGAAUGAAGAAGGAAAAUAUGGCUAUGUUCUGAGAAGCAAUUUAGUUGAGAAUGAUGGAGAAAUUUAUGAUGACAUUGGCGAAGCUGUGCCCAAAGAGGCCAGUUCAGGUCUACGAAGGAUACAAAGGACAACAAACCCUGUGAACAAGUUUUACUCUAGCUCCACUUUAAUGAACUCCAGCGACUGCCACUCUGGGUAUGACAGCAUCCUGUAAAGAUGCUUCCUUUGGGGAUAACAUCCUGUUGUGAAAACGGGAAAUCAAAAGUGGGCAUCAGACUAUGUACUGCUCACCUGUUUUUCCAACUGUAAAUGUGUUAGCUACACUGACAUGUACAGCCAUGUACCUUCGUUGUUAAAAUUUCUUUUUCUGUGUUGUGCUAGUGAUAGAUUACCAAUUUCUAAAAUUAUCUUUAUUUUGUAAGUACUUUUUGGCUGCCAUAACAUUAAUAGUAAAACAUUAAUUAUGUUAUGUUACAUACCACACUGAGAUAUAAACCAUAAAACAGUCUCCUUUAUAGUAGCGUUUCUUUGAAUAUCUUCAGAAUGCUUAGGUCAAGAUUUAAUUUCUUUGUAGUUUAAACAUAUAUUGCUGUCACUAUAAUAUUUUAGGCAUUAAAAUGGACCUACACACUUAUAAAUUGGUUGGAAAUAAUUUCUACAUUUAAAAAGUAUAUUUAUUGAUUCUACCUUUAUCUUUUAGGUAUUAUUUUUUUUUACAUAGGUAUAUAAAUCAGAUAUUUCCACGCUGAUCCAUUGUAGAAAUGGUAUUUAUUCCUAAAGUGGCCAUGGUAACUAGCAGAGCUUUCAUAUGAAUGAGGAGAUAGCAAAACAAUUCAAAAUGGAUGUGUGUACCAUAAUAAUGAUAAUCACUGUGGACUUGCUUAUGUAUCAGAACUCACUGGAAAUCGAAAGAAGUUUACAGUGAACUCCAGUAAAGAGGGUGAGCGAGUACAGAAAAUGGAAUCUAUUUGUACUGCGUGAUGCUUUUGCUGUUGUUUUGCAAGAUAAUAAAAAAUUUGUCAGAACUGUUGUGGCUAGAUCAGAAAGUCCUUCUUGAUAAUCAAGUCUCCACUAAUUCUCAAGAGCAGAAAUGAUAAUUACCUUCUUCAACACAGUCAAUGCAGCAAGCUGGUAAGUUUAGCUUCUAAACAUAAAGAAAUUUUGGCUCUGUUGAAGUCAGAAUUUUGGACUCACUUUCAGUGGAGCUGAGAUUUCAUCAUACACAAGUGCCUUUUACUGAUAAUUCUAAGUAUAUUAUAUCUCCAAAUAAGCAGAAUGCUAUGGUAGCAAACAUGACAUUAAUUGUAGGAAUAAUAUCUGCAUUUAAAAUCACUGGUAGUACGCAGAAAAGCUAUCAGCAAUCUCGAAUUUCCAGAUCUAAAUUUAUUGUUAAAACCAGAAUCCAGCCAUGCAAGCACCAAUUCUAUGUGUGAACAUCAGCACCGGUACUCAAAUUUAAAACAUGAUCUUUUAAAUUAAAUGAAAUGAAUGUGUCUUAGCUGUUGGUGCUUGAUUUAUUUUUUAUGGGGAUUUCUAAAAGGCACGUGCGCUGUGUAGGUAAUGUGACAGCAAACUGGAGCAAAUUCCAGUUUCAAACUUUAGACAUUCAGAAAUAACUCGACCACUAGUCAGUUAAAAAUAGGAUAAAAACUUUCAUGCUUUACUUAAUUAAUUGAAAUAAAGAGCUUGUGUUAAAUUUCAAAGUAUAUAUGCUCAAUCUUAUUUUGAUUUCAACUCAUCGUAGAUCUCAAUGCAUUGCAGUAGGAUCAACAAAGGAACUUUCCUUCUGUGCAUACUUUAUCUUGCAUUAAAGAACCUCAGUAAUACACAAACCUCUUUUGUUCCCCUGCACAGAUGUGAAUUUUACUAAGAUUUGUUGGUUAUGCAUUUGAAUAACUUUACCAUUUUCAUAACUUUGAUGUGAUGUAGGUACUGUUUCCUUGUUGACUCUGUACUGAUCUCAUGGGGCACUGGAUCAUUGUACGAAGUAAGAUACUUUAAACUAAAAAUUUAUGCAUUCUUUGAUAUAUAGUGUGAUUGGCAUGGGGUACUGAAGUGUAGUUAUAAGGUAUCAUACACUGAAAUCACAAUAAAUAUUUUCAUUUUGUUACUUUA